Molecule: messenger RNA, 690 nt
Organism: Macroventuria anomochaeta
Lineage: Eukaryota; Fungi; Ascomycota; Dothideomycetes; Pleosporales; Didymellaceae
Exons: 6
Coding region: 1-690 (229 amino acids)
Source: RefSeq, a predicted model, not a curated record
AUGAUUUUGUUUCAGAUUGUGCAGACGUGUGGGUGUAAUGUACCGUGGUAUGAUUGUGAACUCGAAUGCUAUUGUUACGAGUGCGAUGAGUAUUUCCCCAUGGGCGGCUGGCAGGAGGUGUAUUGCAGUGUCGCAAGACAUCAUAUAGCAAUGUGUGACUACGACUUCUCAUAUGACGAGACAAGUUCAGAUGAGUCUAUCUGGCACAGCAGGAAGCUGUCCACCCUCAUGAACCACGCACCGAUAGAUGGUGACAAGGGUGUUCGCUUUCGAAUCAACAGGCGAGAGCACAGACUCGUUGAUUGGGAUGGCGCAGCGCUCAGCCACCUAUGGUCCGACUUGGACAUCGACCAUCGUGGAAACUCAUCGGUCCAGCAUGAGUGGGAGGUCAAUGCCAGACCGGAUGUCUGGUGCCGGAGCUGUGGUCGGUUCAAGAGUGAGGUACAAUCGCUAGGGUCUUGUCCAUGCAGCACUGGGGGCGCGUUCAGCUGGCCCUGUUGGUCGAAAGCAUCAGACGGACACAAAUGGAACAGCAAGCUUUGGGAAGACCGACUGCUUCAAGAGUAUCUAGAAGGUGCGAACGUGGCGGACUCCGAGCGAGCUCAAGAGUAUCUGCGUGUAGGGCAUAUGCUUCCUAGUGACGGCUAUUACCUCGAUUGUGGCAAGCUCGAACAGUCUUAUGAUUUUUAA